Molecule: messenger RNA, 652 nt
Organism: Lactuca virosa
Lineage: Eukaryota; Viridiplantae; Streptophyta; Magnoliopsida; Asterales; Asteraceae
Source: the annotation of a GenBank genome assembly
AUGGUAAUCCACCAUCUUAUAAGCUCUCCAUUCGAUUACUAUCAAGUUAUCCCGCGGCUUCUCGAUCCUUCCUCUGCACUUGUAAAUACCCUUCUUAUUUUCGCCGCAGCCACGUUCAGCUGUGUGUCUCAAUUGACAUUGUAUCGUUCAAUCUCUUUCUCAUCCUCUUGGCACGCUCACGGAUUGGGGUCUGAUAACAGAGUGUUGUUAGAUCUUGUGGUUCGGCUGUUCAGAGAUCGUGAUAGGGAAAGGGCUCAAGCAAGGGCUGGGGGUAAACCUAAAAAUCCCAAAACAGAUGGAUUAACUCCUGAACAAAGACGAGAAAGGGAUGCAAAGGCACUACAAGAAAAACUGGCAAAAAAAGCUUGUAAAGAUUCAUCAGGAGCUAUUAAUGGGUCAAAUGGCAUUAAAACCAAGAAAUAGAUGUUGAUUAUGUGUGUAAAUGGUACAUAUAUUGUGGGAUGAGAGAUAGACGACAUUAAUGGGUUUAUUUAGAUUGUUGUUUUAUGACAUUUACUGUGCGGAAUGUGUAACGUGUUAAGUAUUGGUGAUCCUUUCAUCUUGUCUGCAAUUACAUAUACUUGGAUCUAGAUUUAUAUUCUUGACAUUUAGGUUAAGUUUCUAUUUUUCGAUUAAGUCGAUGGAACAUGGG